UGCUGUGUGUGUUGUCAGGUGUUGAGCUCUCGGUGAAGAAGCAGGCGGAGAAGCAGCGUUUGUUUUGGAGUCUGAUUCACCUGCUGAUGUGAUGGUAUGGUAUGCGGACGAAUCAACGAUGUGUGAUGGAAAAGCCAAGCACCACUGGCUCGGGUGGCAGCUCGCCUUGUUGUGGCGGCCGUCGACUGACUGACUGACUGACUGGCUGACUGACUGACUGACUGACCAGGUGCGCCAGCAACGUUGGAAGAAAGAGGGAUUGCAAUUGACUGUGUGGGUCGCUGUUUGUGCGUGCAGUGGUGUGGCUCGGUGUGAUGGCCCAAUCAUCCUCUGCCGCAUCGCAAGCACCACCUUUGCCGCCCGGCUGUAGGCACCUGAACGACGUCUACAUCGUCCCUGAUGAGGGCGUCAGUGCUCUCAGUCGGCAGCUGUUGGAGGGCUGCAUCCGCCGCACCUUCCGCGAUGCCGCCCAAUUCACACAGCUGAUCGAGCAAGGAGCCGACCCGAGAGCCGUCGGCGGCCUUCGUGUCCACGGCACCUCAGGACGCUGCACGUUGUCGCGAUGCAGCUGCCUGUGUUUGGCCAUCGACAGCCAAACGAACGUAGCAUUCCUCGACGCGGACGGGUAUUUUCCUGCCAUCGUGCGCGUCGUCCUGCCGCAGUGGUCGUCCCGUCAGCUGCAGCGUGACGUCAUCAAUGCACUCAUCGACGGCGGGGCGGAAAUGAAUGGCGGCGGGUUUGAGCAACGGCCCAUCACGGUGGCGGUUCGUGCGGGCAGUGAGGCAACUGUGGAGGCCCUCCUGGCGCGUCAGGCCAACCUGCGGGGACUCAGGGUGAUAUAUGAGCUUCCCGACAUCGGUAGUGCAGCCCCUCCCGCCACUCGUGACUACGAGGCCGCCCUCAUGUCAAUCUACCGUCGGCUCCUCCGACACGACAGCACACUCGCAGCGGAGCGGGUCGGUGGAAACAGUCUGAUCCAUUUGGCAGCCACGGCCCGCUCCAUCUUCUCCCAGUCCUUCAUCGACGCGUACCUCACCCUCGUCACCAGCCACGGAGCCGAUAUGACGGCGACAGACGACAUCGGCCGCACGCCAUUGCACUGGGCAGCAAGAACUGGCUCCCACUGUGUGGCUCAUUGGCUGUGCCGCCAGCUCACAGCCUACGACGUCAACAGAGGCAUGCCGAACGAGACACCCCUCGCCGUCGCUGCCCACGAGCUCGACUUUUAUAGGCGACAGUACCAGGGAGAGCGGCGCCAAAGACGGAUCCGCGCGCACAAGACCACCAUCGGUGUGCUGCUGCGGGGCGGGGCGGCCCCAUCGAUCGCCCGCAUGCCCACAGCAACCGAGGGGCAGCGCCGUCAGCGUCAGCUGGUGCUGGCCGAGUAUGCCACCGUGCUGAGUGAGCUGUCCGAGGUCGUCAUGUCGGCCAUCAACGGCGCCCUCGCCCCCCAGCGCGACCACUCGAUGCUUCUCGCCCGUCUGCUGCCCCUCGCCCCCCAUCACGACGGCGCCCACCCCCACCCCUCCCCAUCCAACAUGGCAUUCGGCCCACACGAGGCUGAGGCCAUCGCAUGGAAGAUCGGCGCCUUCCUGCACUAGCCCCCCGCUGCUGUGGCCGCCAUCGACCAGUACCUCAUCGGCGAGUCGGUGCUGAGGCGCCGCGUCAAGGCGGCCGUCGGCCACUUCGUCAAGUCGGCGGCCACACAGACGAGCAGCAACAGGGAGGUGGUGGGUGGCAUGGCCAGUGUGGGCGGCGUGAUAGUGCGUGUGCCCCUGCAAUGCUUCGCCGUGAGGGGCAGCCAUGAUGUGGGGCCCCGCCUGGUGGGUGUGCGUGAGGUGGUGCACCGAGCCCGGCUGGACGAAGCGGCCACCCAUGGUGUGGUUGGUGUGGUCAAGGGCUUCAACGAGCACCUGGGCGACCAGGACUGCCACUUCGCGUGGGGCCAGCUCGGGCGAAUUGACAAGGGGACCGGCCUGUUUGUGUCGCUGGGCAUCGACCGACUGAGAGGGAGGGGCGGAGGGAGAGGGGGAGAUGGCAGUAAGGGGCGACGUGGCUGCAUUCUUUCCUUCUUUUGCUGCAAUUCACGGACGCUUCUGUUGGCGAGUUUUGCCGUCUUUCAAUUGCAUACAAACAGUGACACGUGACAUGAAACUUCGUGUUCAUGACUGAUUGAUUCAUGGCAAAUACAUACACAUCGAUUUCGUGCUGCUCGUUUUUGCUGCAGUUCGAGGACACGUCUGGACGGAUUCUCUGUGUUGCAUGUGGCCACGUUCAAUUCAACACGUUUCAG
Molecule: messenger RNA, 2293 nt
Organism: Vitrella brassicaformis
Lineage: Eukaryota; Vitrellaceae
Source: the annotation of a GenBank genome assembly